GGAUUGACUUACCCCCCACUGGCCCGGACACAAUCACGCCAGUGAUUAUGGAAUGAAACGAGAAGGCGGCUGGAUAUGGGCCGGCGUUGACAACCGCUUCAACUUCCUCGGCUGGCGGCUCAGUUCGGACAUGACGCGGAGUCAUCCGAGGACUCGGGGCGGAAGUGUCCUCGGGCGAGGAGGUGAUGACGCGCUAAAGCUGCUUCCUACAACAUGAUGAUGUCUCCUCUUGCUUUGUGUCAGGAUGAGUUCCAUCCGUUCAUCGAGGCUCUGCUGCCACAGGUCCGCGCCUUCGCCUACACGUGGUUCAACCUCCAGGCCAGGAAGAGGAAGUACUUCAAGAAGCAUGAGAAGCGGAUGACCAAAGAAGAAGAAAGGGCAGUCAAAGAAGAACUCCUCGGGGAGAAGGCAGAGGUGAAACAGAAAUGGGCCAGUCGUCUCCUGGCCAAGCUGAGGAAGGACAUCAGACCUGAAUGCAGAGAAGAUUUUGUCCUGUCCAUCACCGGCAAGAAAGCUGCAUGCUGCGUCCUCUCUAACCCGGACCAAAAAGGCAAAAUGAGACGCAUCGACUGCCUCAGACAAGCCGAUAAGGUGUGGAGGCUGGACUUGGUGAUGGUGAUCCUGUUUAAAGGAAUCCCUUUGGAAAGCACAGACGGAGAGCGUCUGGUGAAGGGAGUCCAGUGCUCCAACCCGAUCCUCUGUGUGCAGCCAAGACAUAUCUCGGUCUCCGUCAAGGAGCUGGACCUCUACUUGGCCUACUACGUGCAUGACAGAGACGUGGAGAAGAGCAGCAGUCCUGGUCCAACAGGAGUAUCUUCUGAUCAAGAGGACAGUCGCACUGCCACCAUGGAUGGUCCAGAGUUCCAGGACACUUUUGUGACCUCUGGAGUUUUCAGUGUCACAGAGCUGGUUCAGGUGUCCAGAACUCCUGUUGUCUCAGGAGUCGGGCCAAGUUUCUCCAUGGGGGAGCUGCAAGGCCACUUGGCCUACGACCUCAACCAGUCUGUCCCCACACCUGUCAGCGUGCGCCGUACGCUGGCCAGCACCUCAUCUAGCGGGAGUAAGCGCCAUAAGUCUGGCUCCAUGGAGGACGAGGUGGCCAGCCCAGGAGGCGAAUAUUACCAUUCACCCUCAUCUCCUGCCAGCAGCUCCAGAAACUGGACAGACGACAUGGAAGGAGGUGUGUCUCCUCCGGUGAAGAAGGCAGAGCUGGACAGUCCUUCAGCACAGGAGGACUCUCCCAGACUGGGCUCCUUCACUCAGCACCAUCGUCCCGUCAUUGCCGUGCACAGUGGUCUGUCACGUCCUCACCCAUCACCAUCACUCCAUUUCCCGUCCUCCUCCUACUUUCCCCACGGAGCCAUCAGAUACCCUCCUCACCUUGGUCAGGAUCCCCUCAAGGACCUGGUGUCACUGGCUUGCGACCCCGCCAAUCAGAGUGCCGCCUCGCUGAACGGCGGAAACCAAAUGAAAGUGUCCAGCCAUUACAUAUCUUCUCACAUGUUGGCCCCAUCCCUGGGCCCGGCCCCCUCACCUCUGCCCAGGACCCUGUCUGCAGACUCCAAGACCCCCAGCACCUCCUCCGAAGGCGGCCCAAACUCCCCCACGUCGCCCACUUACUCUGCCCCCGGGACGCCGCCCACCAGUCGCCCCUCCUUUGUUGGAGUCACUCCUCGAGACCCUGGUGGACUCUACCAAGCCCAGUCUUGGUAUCUGGGCAACUGAAUGAGUUGUGUUGUGUUAAACAAUACACAACGAAGGACGCCUGCACAGUGACAUACUACACAGUAGUGAUUAUAUACGAGCAUGGGCCGCACCAGCAGUGAGCCACAUUGAAUCUAAACGGCUCUCAACAUGGAUCCUGUGCUUGGCCGGCGUGAGAGGCGGACCUUCCCCAGGAUGGACGUCCAACCUUAAACUCCACCCUCCUGCAGGUGCUGCUUAUUAUAUAUGCAAAUAAGCCUUGCUUUUUUUUUUCCACCCCCAGUGACUCCUAAUGAGAGAAAAUCUUUUCAUCAAAUGUUUCUCUGCACUUUUUCUUUUGGAAGAAAGUGAGGAGCGGAAAAUAUUCUGCUUCCUCCUGAGAGGACGGGAAAGGUUGUUGGUUUGGACUGACAAUCAUCAUCAGGCUGAAAGCAUUAGGUUGCUCUUAAAGACUUUCAUUUUUGUAACGCAAAGACAAUAUACACACAAACACACCAGUGCAGGCCACGCCCACUUCAACACCAUGCAUGAAAGUAUUUAAAGCGACGGCCAAAGGAAAGUGAAGAUGUCGAGGAGCUCUCUGGCAUCUUGGAUGUCUUGUUUGACACCUCUUCUUGGAGUCUGACCUGGAAGGUGGAGAAAUGAUUCAGAAAGAGGCUGAGCUAAGAAAAGCGGAAUGCCUUUUUUAAAAAUUCAGCAAUGGUGGCUGUGUUGUUAAGACUUGUAUUUUGCACGAUACGUCCUAAACCACAGUAUGUGCCUUGCCUUUAGUUCAACAAGAAGAGGAGUACAUUGUGGAAAAGUAAAGAAGCUUUUCAUGGUACUGCUUCAAGAAAAGAAAAAAAAAAGCGGCAUGCGUGAUUGCUUGAUGCUAACUAGCCUAGCAGGUACUCAUUUUUAAGUUGGCAGCAUCUUAAGGCUCAUUUAUACUUAGGAAAAUAGAUGUGUCCAUUUAAAACAAUGUAAACAUCACUGCUCUUGCAAAGGGCGCCCCCCCCAUCCAAAUUUGAUGCAAAUAGAGUAAAUAUAUUGAUGAUCAUCAGCAUGAAGAUCAACAUCAGAAGAAGCAUUGAACACCUCAAGGCAUGUCCUUGGUUAGUUGUUUUCAUUGCUAUUACCAAUUAUAGAAAAUGCACACAAACGCCACUUUUAGUAACUUCAACACCGCCCCCCAUGGUUUCCACCAGUACUGCAAUGUUUAGAGUAUGCCUGUAUGUUUCGAGAAAACUAACGGCGCUAAGUGAGUUAACACUAUCAUUGAUACUUGAUCAAAUGUACACUCUAAGUUAUAGCCACAAUAACCUCGACCAUCAUGCAGAUUGUCCUUGGAGACGAGUGAUUGUAAUGUACACUCCAAACAGCAGGGGGCACUGGCAAGCAAAGCAAUAGUGAUGGGAAGUCUUUAUUAUUUACAUUGGACUUGAGUCAUAAGCAAAUUACAAUUUGGAUGACUUUGGACUCGACUUGACAAUAUCAUCAAAGACUCAAAUUGGACUUGACGUCAUGACUUGGGACUUGAAUCGGACUACAGUCCGAUGACUUGAAAAUAAUUGAUUUUCAAUAAUCUAUUCAGGCCCUAUUCAGCUAACAUGGUCCUUAUUAUAACAUCAUUUCCUUUUCAAACUGCCUCAUUGAAUGCAUCUAUUUGUGUCCAGUCAGGUUUAAGAACAAACAACAAAUGUGUGGAUUACUUUUUUGUUCACUGAUUCAAACCAGAAUGCUAUGUCAGCAUUCUUUUUUGGUGACUAAGUCUCGUCACACUGGACCUAUUUUAUUUAAACUACAAAACAAUUCAAAAUGUAUUUAUCAUAUUGUCAAAUUUACUUGUUACAUGACCAUGACUUGGGACUUGACUUGUCCUGACUUGAGUCUUGUCUUGAGAUUAAAGACUUGAGACUUGCCAAACACUUGAGACUUACUCCCACCUCUGACUUUUACUGACUCGUGUCACUUAAAAGUCACUCGUCACAAAGUGCAGAAGCUCGCACAUGUGCAACAAGUUGGGCAGUUCGGUGAGCGCCUAAGAGUCAGUGGAAAUCCAGUUUUGUUGAGCAACUGACUCUUUCAUGACUUCCACAUCUCUAGCAAGCAAGCAAAGCAUGCUGCUGCAAGUGCUGCUAGCGAAUUCAGUUCACAUUCAAUGAUGGCGUCAACCUCUGCUCUGAUUGGCCAUUGUCAUCCAGCCUUAUUUAGCCCAGAUGAUUGUUUGAAACAUUGCAUGUAGAAUGAAUGAAAGGUAAACACAAGUGUGUGUCUAAAAGGACAAUAUAUUUAACGUUACGUUUGACUGGUGGCCAAGCCACAGAGCAGUUGGAAUGAUGAUGAUGAUGGUGAUGAUGAUGGUGGUGGCGGUGGGCUGUGGUACAUCCACUUUAAAUCAUACUCCCGGCAGGAGGCUAAACUUGAUGCUUUUUGCAUAUGCACUACAGAAAAAAGGGACAACUUUGAUAAAUUGGAUGAAGACACGUCAUAGACAGCACAAUAAGAGACCAAAGUCACUUAGAAUAAUACUUCUAAUAAUACGCCAAAUAAAUAUAACAUAGCAUAAUAUUGAUUGUCCAUUGAAAAUGGUCAUUGUUUCCCUCAAAGGGCUUUUUGUCCCCUAAACCAAAGUUGAUUGUUCCCAGUGCUUUGAAUAUUUUUCUUUGUUUUUUCUUUUCUUGUUCCUAUUGCUUUGAAUGUUGUUGUUUUUCUUGUCGUGUGUAUCCACUAUGAUGAUAAUGCAGCCUCUUUAGCUUCUCCUACUAAACCGAGACCGCUUCCUGCUUUGAUCCUUUACUAAAUAUGUCUUUUAAAAGGCUGUUAAAAGUGUGCAUUUGCUGGAUGGAAGUGGACUGGUUCCAAAAAAGGAGUGCCAAUGUGACGUAGAUUGAAUGAAUAGCUUUACGAGAACUGUAUCCUAUUACCACAUAAGUACUGUACUUUAUUGGUACUUCUGUUAUUACAUCCAUUACAAUGUAAAGUAGCAUUUUAACAAACUCACAUUCGAUUACGAUGAAAUUGGAACAAUUUGAAAAAUGAAUGAUCAUGGAUGCGUAGCUGAUGUCAUGUUGUCCUGCUUUUGGGCAGCUCAACAGCGCCUCUGCUGGCAGCAGUCAAGUAAUGCCCUCCCAAGUAUGUAAUCAGUGCAACACAUUCAGGCCACAUGCAACACUUUCCUGGUAUAAAUCUGGCUCCAUACAAAAACAGGAACCCCCCCCCUCCCAAAAAUGAAUUUUUAAUGUAUGGCUCUUGAGUUCAGCAUUGUGAGAUUUCCUCAUAAAAAUGACUUUUUAAUGUGUGUUGCCCAAAAACAUCUUUAUGUUUCCUAUUUUCAUGUAGUAGUUUGUGUUUUUCCAGGCACACUCACCAUCUGAUGACAACUUUGCUUCUGCACAGCUUUAAAGACACUUUUCAUACGUUCUGUUUGAAGGCUUAUUUCUUUUCAGAUGUCAUAGUAAAGGACCGCCACGCUUGCUUCCUAAUAUGAUCAAAUCAUGGUUUAAUGCAUGAAGCCACAGUCCUUUUCACACGCUCGGCCCUGCUAAAGCUGUGGAAAAGCAACAAUGUGUGCAUGCCAACACAAGACAAGGCUAGCAGAGCCACGUGUACAAAUAAAAAGUGGUCGAAGGUGCUGAGGGUGAAAAGGGCUGCAGCUUAGCAGCUUUUUGAAAAUGAGCAAACGUCAAUAAUCAACCUUUAUUUGCAUGAUGUGUAAGAACAGGAAUUGAUGUCAUGGCCUCACAUGUCUUGGAUUUCCUGUUGUCGUCUGAUAUGUCAUUAAAACAUAUAUACACAUUCAUUCAGUCAUUGCUGACAAGUAUGAUUCCCUAUGCAAAAAUAAAUAAACCAUAACAAGCUAUAUCACAAGCUGUGUUCUUUGGUCU
Molecule: messenger RNA, 5570 nt
Organism: Doryrhamphus excisus (bluestripe pipefish)
Lineage: Eukaryota; Metazoa; Chordata; Actinopteri; Syngnathiformes; Syngnathidae
Source: RefSeq, a predicted model, not a curated record